Sinocyclocheilus rhinocerous is the source of this 3176-nucleotide messenger RNA. RefSeq names its product kinesin-associated protein 3-like. NCBI's taxonomy places the organism in Eukaryota, Metazoa, Chordata, Actinopteri, Cypriniformes, Cyprinidae. Gene Ontology annotation, molecular function: kinesin binding. Gene Ontology annotation, cellular component: axoneme; kinesin II complex; ciliary transition zone. The record is from RefSeq and is a predicted model, not a curated record. The transcript is spliced from 17 exons. Gene Ontology annotation, biological process: microtubule-based movement; cilium organization. The coding region runs from base 1 to 2013 and encodes 670 amino acids.
AUGUCCUUAGUGGAGAAGAAGGAAAAGAAACCAUCGAAACCUAGAGAACUUCUGCCAUUUGAAGGAAUGGAAAUUGAUGAGGAGGCCAAUAUUAAUAAAAUCGAUUAUUAUAUUGAGCUGUUGUAUGAAAGCAUGCCUGAGAAGAUUAGAGGCUCCACUCUGAUCCUCCAUCUGGCCCGUAACCCUGAUAACCUGGAGGAGCUCCUGCAUAAUGAGGCUGUGCUUGGAGCUCUUGCGCGUGUCCUGAGAGAGGACUGGAAACACAGUGUGGAGCUGGCAACUACUAUCAUCUACGUCUUCUUCUGCUUCUCAAGUUUCUCGCAGUUCCACGGGCUCAUUACACACUAUAAGAUUGGCGCGCUGUGCAUGAACAUCAUCGAGCACGAGCUGAAGAAAUAUGACCUGUGGCAAGAUGAGUUAGAGAAGAAGAGCAAGGCUUGUGAAGAGGAUCCCGAAAACCAGAGCUUGCGGAAGGAGUAUGAGAAAACCCUUAAGAAAUACCAAAGCCUCCUGGUCAAACAGGAGCAGCUGCUGCGAGUUGCGUUCUAUCUGCUGUUGAAUCUGUCUGAGGACACCCGCACCGAGCUCAAGAUGAGGAACAAGAACAUUGUGCACCUGCUGGUCAAGUCUCUAGAGAGGGACAAUGAGGAACUGCUGGUGCUGGUGGUCUCCUUCCUCAAAAAGCUCAGCAUCUUCUUGGAGAACAAGAACGACAUGGCUGAAAUGGACACUGUAGAGAAGCUGGCUUGUCUGGUUCCAUGUGAACAGGAAGACCUGAUGAACGUCACUCUGCGACUUCUCCUCAACCUCUCCUUUGACACGGGUCUGCGCACCAAAAUGGUGCAUGUGGGUUUGCUGCCCAAACUCACUGCUCUGCUGGGUGAUGACACGUACAAGCACGUAGCGAUGCGUAUCCUCUACCACAUCAGCGUGGAUGACAAAUCUAAAUCCAUGUUUGCGUAUACUGACUGCAUUCCUCAGCUCAUACAAAUGCUCUCUGAACAUGGCGAAGAGAGAAUGGACACAGAGCUCAUUUCAUUCUGCAUCAACCUGGCUGCUAACAAGACUAAUGCUCAGAUUAUCUGUGAGGGUAAUGGAUUGAAGAUGCUGAUGAAAAGAGCACUUAAACUGAAGGACCCGCUGCUGAUGAAAAUGAUCAGGAACAUCUCACAGCACGAUGGACCUCUGAAACAGCUCUUCAUUGACUAUGUGGGUGAUCUGGCAGCUCAGAUCAAGCAGGAGAGUGAUGAAGAGUUUGUUAUUGAGUGCUUGGGUACAAUGGCAAACCUCACCAUACCUGACCUGGACUGGGAGCUCCUUCUGAAAGAGUACAACCUGGUGCCCUACCUCAAAGACCACCUCAAACCCGGCUCAGCAGAGGAUGACCUGAUCCUGGAGGUGGUGAUCAUGAUCGGUACGGUGUCAAUGGACGACUCCUGUGCCGUCAUGCUGGCUAAGUCUGGCAUCAUUCCUGCUCUUAUUGAGCUGCUAAAUGCCCAACAGGAAGACGAUGAAUUUGUGUGUCAGAUCAUCUACGUCUUCUACCAGAUGGUCUUCCACCAGGCCACCAGAGAUGUCAUCAUUAAGGACACUCAGGCCCCAGCCUACCUCAUUGACCUUAUGCACGACAAAAAUGUGGAGAUCCGGCAGGUUUGUGACAACACUCUGGACAUCAUCGCUGAGUAUGAUGAAGAGUGGGGGAAGAAGAUCCAAAGCGAGAAGUUUCGCUGGCAUAACUCACAGUGGCUGGAGAUGGUAGAAAGCAGACAGAUGGAGGACGCCGAGCCCUACCUGUACGGAGAUGAUCCGGAUGCCCUGGAGCAGCCCGAUCUCUUCUACAGCACUGACGGUAUGAUGGCCCCAGAGCCAGGCCUCAGUCCAGACUUCUACAGCCAGUUCCACUCUCAGAAUGGAGACUUCAACGCCUGCAAUGGAGCCGACGGACGUCCUGCCACUGCCUACGGCUUUCGUCCUGACGAGCCAUUCUUCCACGGCUACGGAUCCACCAGAUAGAGCUGCUGCAUAACACCAUCUCACCGCUCACUACAAGACCACUUUUAUCUCCUAGAAAACUCAAACGCUCAAACCAACCAAUCUCUUCCAGAAAAUGUGAGCCCACCCUUGGAUUUAAAGGCAGGUUUAAUAGCGAGACCCCAGUAAAAUGCUUGGUGAUGCUUUAUAAUAACUUUUAAUUAUUCAUUAACAAAAAGAUCAGUAGUUCAUGUACAUUCAAAUAUGCAAAAUGUUAUUUUAUAUUCAAAUGUUUAUAUAAGUUAUAAAUGGACUUUUCUCAUUGUUUGAAUGUAUGCAAAUAUGUUGUUAGGCAUUGUGUAAUCAUGCUUAACAGAUUAUUUGCGUACAUUACAUUAUCUUAUAUAAUGUAUUAUUAUUUAUGAAGGAUAUUAUGAAGUGCUGUAGUUCAGUUGACUUAAUUUGGGUUUAAGAUGUCUUAAUCUUGCGUAAAACAACUGACUUACUAAUGUCUAAAGUUUCAAAAUAGUCUUUUAUUUAUACAUUUUAUGUUUUUUUUUUUUAGGUUUUAGGGAGUGCACUUUAAUAGUAUACAGUAUAUUAAUUGAACUGGAAUGAAUCUGUUCUCAACUUCAUAUCCACUAAAUGAUAAUCAGCUAAAAUGUUACUGAUUGACUGAUUUAUCCUGUUCUCAUUAACCAGAGUUGACUGCAUACAUGCAUAAACUGCAUUAACAGCUUCAUAAUGUAGCAUCACUCACUUUAUUCAAAAUAACUUGCACUAAUUGUCAUGUAUAACAAAGCUAUAUACUGUGUCUGUUAGCUUAUAUAAGGCAUUAUUCCUCUAAGAGAUAUUUAUGAAUUAACUACCUAAUAAUGUACAGGGUUCAUUGCUGUGAAAAAGGUUGUCUUAUAACACUUUAAGUAAAGUGCUAAAUGCUGCCUCUGGUACUAUUUUAUGCUGUUUCUUUAAUUUGGUUAUGUUUCUGAUUGAGCUGUAGCAUGUGUCUGUUCGAUUUUAAGUUGUAUUUAUAGAGUACUGUAAUUUUAAUUUAUCACAAUGAAUUCAGGACCGCUCGGUAUUUCCAGACACAAAAUGUGCCUCCUAACAUCUUGGCCUUCGCUGCUAUAAUGAUCCUGUGAGUUUGACAGAUUAAUGUGAAUUGACCUUAACUGCGAACAGAAGAAAUAAAACAAUGCACUGAU